GAUUGAAUCAGAUUUGUUUUUAGGGAGUUGGGACUGCCAGUACAAUAUACAUGUACAUGUAUGAAAGAAAAUAUAAUUAUUACUUGCAUUUACGGUUUGAAAAAGCCUUUUUGGAGGUAGUCUUAGCUGCCAGGUUUAAUUUGAAGUUACAUGACGUAUUCCUGGGGGAUUUUUAAGCUUUUCCCAUUUUCAAAAUUACCAUUACCAAUACCAUUUUCAGUGGUAUAAUCAUACAAAACAAUAACGGAUUUCCUCUGCUAUUGACAACUGGAAAAUGUUGGCAAUUCCCAGCAGCUCGGUCUUCUGUUCCAAGUAUGGUCUUUUGUUACAAGGCUAAGCUCCUUUUGACCAAUUAAAGGCACGGGGGCUUUGUAUAUAAAGCCAGCGUCUCCAGCACCAGGCAUCCCAGCAUGAAGUGGUUAAUACAGGAAAAACAUGUCCGAAACAGUGCUUGUAAGCUGUAGGCCAUUACUAUUAUAACCCCUGACCUGUGUUGUGUGCAUGCUUUGUGUUGUAUGGCUAUGUGUGCAGUGUACAUUGUACAUGUAUUGAAAGCGUGGCAAACGUAAAAUAUGCGCAAUUGCACAUGUACAACACCAGUCUGUAACUUAAUGCCUUGACGGGUUUUGUACAGGCCAGCAAAACUCAUCACGGUAUGAUUCGCUUCUCGCAAAAACCACGUAGCAUUCAUCAGUGGGCAAAAUAGGUCAUGUUUAAUAAAUUUAUAAGUUACUGCAUCAUCAGGAGUGCUACAUGUACAAUGCAGCCCUUACUGUUGGUGAAAGUGUUCAAUUUCAUAGUUUGUACUGAGCACUGUACUGAAGGCUCCCACCAACUUUUCAGUCAAAUGUUGUGAACUGAUCCCCAUUUUCCACAAAAUUUGAAUGAAAUACAUACAUGUACCAACACACAUGUUACAUGUACAUGUAAAUGCGAAAAAAAUGACUUAACAUUUGCACAUUUAGUCAUGGCCUCUAUCAUUUCACAAUGUGGAAACCAUGGCAUUCAUAAUGCAAUGUAUAUGUAUGCAGGUGUAGUGACAGUAUUAAAAGCCUGUGGUAGGCUGACUAAACUGAAUCAAUCAUAUCCUCGUUUGUGAUGGGCAACUGAAAAGCUGUUAAAAUUCAUUCCCAGGCAUAUCACGAGGAACCCCCGUCCCAAAUUGUCGUCCAACACUGAGUGAAAAAAUAAAGACAUUAAACCCAGAAGUUGCAGACCCAACAAGGUGGUCUUUCAAAUUUGGCCACUUAUGACAUGCACAAGUACAUUAUGUGCAUGCACACUGUUACAGAUGGGACAUUUCUUCCUUUAUAAUUCGCCUGCUGUUUUUAUUAUUUAACUCUUUCUUUAGACAUUUGUGGUAUUUUAAGUCGAAACUGUUCCGCAGCAGACCCUAUAUAUUGUGUUUUGUACCCAGUAUUCUUUUUUAGGAUGUUGCCUAGUGGGCCGACUGGUUAUGUAAUGGCCCUUUUAUUAUUUUCUGGGUGCACAUGUAUUUAAGAAGUGGGUUGUACCAUGCUUGGGUGCACUCAUCAUACCACAGCCACCCAUUCAUCUAGGGGCUCUGUUCUUUUUUUCAACUGAUGGGUGUCGCCAACCUUCAUCACUCCAGCCAAUGACGAAUUGGCCCUCCAGCUAAACACUGCCUGCAGAUACAGCAAGUCACCGCUGUACUCUUCUCCUUCAAGUUGAUGGCUUGCCACAUGCAUUGCAUGUAGAGACAGCGAGUCUCCGCUGUUCUCUCUCUCCUUCAAGUUGAUGGCCCAAACCAACCAGUUUUGCGGCUUUUCCUAGAUGGCCUAGGACCAGACUGGUUCUAAGGCUCUUCCUAGAUGGCCUGGGACCAGACCGGUUCUGAGGCACAACCCCAGAUGACCUGGAUCAGGCCAACCGGGUGCACCAGCCAGUGCUUCAGCCAGCUGUGCCUGAGUUGUCCCUCCGCCACAGAAUACCAAUAGUCAACUUGACAGCAUGCACCCAAUCAAGUCCUCAACAACAACCUAUAACCACUAAGAUAGAAUUCUACAUCGGCAGCCUACCUCCAGACCAUGUCACCACACUGCAUGGAACACGUUACAAGCGACUUGGAUAUGUUGCUAUGUCUGAUAACUCCAAGACUGGUUACAAAGCCAGAGAGCUGAAGAGUGUCCAUGUUGAUGCUGUUGGUCAGUACGUGCGGCUUGUCAUUCACAAAAAUCAUGUCAACAAGUAUAACGUGUACAAUCAGGUUAGCCUGAUUGCCAUCAAUGUUAUUGGUGAUGAGAUCACAUCAGAAGAAGAUCUGCAGUUACUUGAAAAAGACAACAUGCUCAAGGUCAACCAGGUCAUCAAAGAGUUUAUGCCAGAAGGAUAUUUCAGUGAAGAAUCCAAUCAUGCCAACAAAGAGACUGAUGCAGCUGUAUUUGGUGCCAUCAAUAGGAAGGACUACAUUUCACCGAUGGAUGACUUGGCUUUUGAUAUGUACCAGGAUCCGGAGGUUGCUCAGGUUAUCAGAAAACUUGAUGUCAGGAAAAAUGAAGCUGUACUUCAGGAACAGUACGAUUUGGCAAAAAAAUUGAAGCAAGCUAUUGCUGAUUUGCAAAAGGUUGGAGAGAAGUUAGGUCGUUAUGAGGUAGAGAAACGCCGAGCCAUAGAGACUGAAGACUAUGACUUGGCUAAGAUUAAGAAAAUUCAAAUGGAGGAGUAUAGAUUGCAGAUAUAUCAACAGCUGGAGGUCAAUGACCUUCUGAAGCUUAGUAAGAAUCUCUUCUGGCCUCCAAAGAAUACUGGUGAAAAAAAUAAUGCAGUGGUUCCCCCGGAGAAUGAGUCUCCUAGAAACCGUCUAGCUCACGUCAGGACGUCAAGUCCAUCCACUACAGGAGAAACUGCUGCAAAUAUUUCUAUUCCUACAACUGUAGAUGAUAGACCAUUACCAACAUUGAAACAUUCACCCAGAAAUGAUGGAACGGAACCAUCACACCGUCAAUCUGACCAAGAUGAUGCUGCAGAGAGAGGUGAAGCUGUGAAUGACUCUGUUGUGGCUGGAGGAGUACAGUCUGAGCAUGUAGAACCAAUGAGUGAAAAUACCCUAAGGCAAGCUGCAGCAGCUAUUGAAAUAUUUGGACAAGAACUGGUUUCCAAACUAUUCUCCAAAAACUGGACAUUUCGAGAAGAAGCCUUGGGAGAAGUAAAGCAAAAACUGGAGAAUGAAGUAGAAACUAUUGACAAAGAUGAAUUGCGUAACAUGCUGAGAGCUUCAGUCUUCCUCUCAUCAAAGGGACUGAAGGAUAAGGUCUUUGCUGUAUUUAUGUCUGCACUUAGUCUAGUGAGGUCACUUUAUGAAGACUGGAUUCCAAAGCACAAACUUAACAAAGCAGACACCAGCCAUUCACUAGAAGUUGUUGUGCCAGAGCUGAUGACAAGAAUAGGAGAUACGAAUGCUCGACUGAAAGCAGCAGACAUUGACUUCAUACGUGAACUGGCAUCGUACAAGGAAGUCCGUCCUUUACACAGUGUGCCUCACCAUUUUGUUGCUCCAUUCAAAGGAACAACUCAAGCAAAGAUAGCAGUAACAAGGGUGGAAAUUGUGGAGAAACUUUUAAAAGACUUGGGCAUUGAAAAAAACAGUGGUCUAACUGUUGACAGUGUAAUGGCCUUUGCUAAGCGUGCUUUGGAACAUACAGCUGGAGAGGUACGGGAAGCAGCUGUUCAUUUGAUUAUAGAGCUGUAUCAUCUGAAAGCAGCAGCGGUACGCUCCCAUCUUCCCCCUGAAGAUGACCCCAAGACAAUGAAGAAUCCACUCUAUUGCAAGAUAUUUGAUGGAAUGGAUAGAGCAGAUGGCAAACCAACUAAAGCAGAAAGAAAGGCCAAGGCGCAAAGUGAAAAAGCAUUACAGAGGAAACAGAAACAAGCAGAGAUAGAAGAGCUUCAGCAACAACUGAGUGACCUUCGAGCAGCAGCUAUAGCCCAGGGAAAAAACUCUGAAGACACUGAUGGUCCAUCUGAAGGGAAGAAAACCAAAGCAGCAAAUAAAGACCAACUACCCAAAAAGAUGCCAAGAGCGCCAAGUAUAGCUGAACAGUCAGACUUCGGCGAUGACAUUGAUAAGCAGUGCAUAUUUUGUGGAGAGGAAGAUAAGAGCUUCAAGGAUGAAGGAUUAGACAUGCAUUACUGGAAGUACUGUCCUGUACUAAAAAGGUGUCAUAGCUGUAAACAGGUUGUUGAGAUUUCAGCUUUUAACAACCAUCUUUUGACGGAAUGUGAAGGUCGAGCCAAGUAUGCAAAGUGCCCAAGAUGUACAGAAACCCAUGAGAAAACGGAAGUAGAACGAUACGUUAAAGACAAGAUAUGCCAACCUCCCAAGCUUGGCAUGAGUAAAUGCCCACUGUGUCAUGUCAGCGUAACUGCUGCAGAUGAUAAAGAUGGCAACUGGAGGAAGCAUUUAAUGGGAACAGGCAAGGAUGCUUGCCUUAAAAAUCCCCGGCGAGAACUAGCUAUCAAGAGAGUGAGAGAGAAGAGCCAGGCUGCAGAUAAGCACAAGCAGACACCUCGAAAACAAGCAGAGUCUACUGCUAAGAGCAGAAUACCUACCAAGGACAAGAAAGCUAAGAGCAAAGCACACAGACCAUGACAUCACCCCCAAUCUUCUCUGAAUGUACAUACAUGUAUAAUAACCCCCCUUCCCCUUAAAAAAAAAAGAUUCUCAAUUUCUUGUAUGUACACUUUAUCAGUUAAAUUAAUACAUGAAAAACCAGUCCAAUAGUAUUGAAGUGAAUUGCACAAGAAAGCCUAUGACCAGAAAUGUCUUUUACGUAAUCAAUAUGUUGGUACAUUGCAUACAAAAGUGAUGCCACCAGACUGCUCAUCGGCCCAUUUAUGCUUUAAAAACUUAUCAUAUUAAGUCUUUGGUUGAACACCUUUCAAUGUGAAGGCUAGGUGUCCUUCGGGUGUACAAAAUGCAUAGACCACUCAAGCAACAGCAUCUUUAUGUCAUAUUGCAUGGCCAUGGACACAAGGAGGGCCCGGGGCAUAGCCCCCCCCCCCACAUUUUUGAGAUGCGAAAAAAAUUAAAACAAUAUAUUUACACAGCAUCUUUUUCUAGUUUGUUCAGGAAAGGCUAGUUUUCAAACAUUUGGAAAUGCACACUUUACACUGACUUUGCCUUUUUUGUUUUGAUCAUCCGUCAUCUUUUCUUUGUCUUUGAAGUCGCGUCAAAUUACGUUAUGUUCUUGUACUUGUAAAUGUUGUAAAUCCAUGGUGCAUUCAAGCCGCUACUUCUGGUAAUUUGACAGGAUGCAUAUGCAUUAUCUGGAGUCAGUAUACACAUGCUCCCCGCAUGCGCCCUGGGAUAACACGAAUAGCUCACUUGAACAUGGCAACCCCUGAUUGGUAGCCUGGACUGUGUGUUUUUGUCCCACAUUAUCAUGAUGCAGUGUCUUAAGGGUCACAUUUCUGCAGUCCAAGCAUAAGAACAGCCUUAUGUUUCUCACAGAUGUAUAAGGCUAGCAAAUUUGUAUAGUUUUCCAGGUUUUUUAAGUCAGUGCUGUGGAAUCAUUGUUGAAUUGUCAUGAAAAUAAAUAGUGGCCAAAAGUCGCAUGCAUAAAACGUGAUGUAGUCUGGUUUCCUUUUGCUUAAGAUGGAACCAAACAGUACAGUAGAGUUGUGCUAUUGUAUAUGCAACACAAAUGAAAUGAGUUUAUGGUGCAGUAUGUACAGUACGUGUAUAUUGACUCUAUGGAAAUUCUUGUCAUUAUUUCACUUUGUAAAUGCUAGCAGAUUUGGGAUACAGAAGCAAGUGACCCGGAAUGUCUCCAAGAUUGCUCCAGAUAACAUCUAGAAUCCAAAAUUUUCCAAGAAUUGAUCACCAAAGGAUGGAAAAUACUGGUUCUGACCAAGCAGUAAGGAUAAAAGUUAAACAGUUGGGACGGUUAUAUGUGGACAGUGUGAUAGUAUGAAGUGUGAUAAAGUCUAGAGGUCAACAUGAGGCUCCUUUCAUGCUAUGCUGUUCAGCAUUUCAUGAGCAUGGCUGUUGAAAAAGAAAGCAAAUCUUUCUUUAUGAAAAUAGUGGAGUCCAAUGUUUUGCAAAACUUGCAAGCAUAAUGAGCACGAUGUACACUGCUCCACAAGCGAGAUGUACACUGCUCCACAAGCACAAUAUACACUUUUCUAGACCAUUCAUCAAGCAAAAUAUGUGACCUGUCACAACAAAAUGAGAGUAAAGUAGCAUCCCACUCUUUCCUGUUUUGAGGGUUCAAAGUUAUAUUGAAGUAGAGGUCAAUUUUGGGGUUUUCUAAUAUUUGGACAGAGUAGUCCACCUUCUAUUUAUUUACAUAUAUUUUGCAGAAUCACAUAUUGUAAAAUGUCAUUUUUGUAGCAAUUUUUACGAUAGCAUUACUUGUGCCUGGUCUGAAAUGUUGAUACAGUGUCGGAGACAAAGACGCAAAGCUGCCCGAAUAAUGCCACAGUGUCAACUUAUAUUUUUACCCUAGUGUUCCAUGUACAUACAAUUGGAAAGCUCUCUUUCUGCUGAAUUCAAAAGUACCAAUAUCUGAGUUUUGAAAAUUCCGACUUUCAGUUCAUUUUGUGGUGACAGGUCACAUAUGCAGUUUGUUCACAAGACAGGAAAGAAUACAUGCAGUAUUAAUUCAUACACAUGUAGGUGAGAAAGAAUUCAGGAGAUCAGUCUUGGCUGUUUUGGGACUCCACUAGAUUGGUUUGUAAUAAAAGUUGAAUGGGCAGGUUGAACCAUUCUUCAAUGAACUACUGGAUUUUUAUGACUUAAAAUAAAUACACAUGUAUCACAGUUUUAUUUGCAUGCUACAAUUACAUUUCACCUCCUGUGCAAAGGGAGAAAUUUCAACAUUUUGGAUGUUAUGCUUACGAAGAUUUCAACACCAAAGCAUUAUGUCAUUCACGGCAGAGUAGAAUUGUCUCCGUAGGUUUGUGCACAGUAUAUGAAUGACUCUCUUCUACAUUUCUUUGAGUAGGUUGCAGGGACGAGAUUUGUAAGGAUUUUUCCCCACUUCUGGAUUUUUCAGUCGAUCUCUUUAAAUUUUGAAAAGCCUGUGUGUUUAAAAGUUGACAUAGAACAUGACAGAUAUGAGUUGUUCCUAGCAAACACAAAUGUAUGCCAUAAACACAACACUGCUGUGGGGCCCUUGAUCAAAACCUCAGGUGAUUAUUAUUUCGUAGAUAUUUAAUUUUUUUCCCCCUUCUCAACCCUGGUAGUUUAUAUUUGGUUUUCAUAUCAAACAGCUUGUUUUGACAAUAGUAGUGGCCCAUAUUUCUUCAAAACAGUGUUGUUGGUUGAGUUUGAAGGAUUGAUGUUUUUCACUGUUCUUAUGCUCUUUUGACAAUGAGCAUUUUGUAUGGGAACAUAAAAUAGUGCUCUCGUACAUACAUUGACGAAGAUAUUUUCUGAGAACUGAAAAACUACCACUUUCCUUUGAUUUCUAAUGGAACAAGUAUUUAGAUCUUGUUUGUAAUAUAAUUUACAGUAAUUUGCAUAAAACAAAAUGAGCUGAA
This is a messenger RNA of Acanthaster planci (crown-of-thorns starfish), 7503 nucleotides long. RefSeq names its product centrosomal protein 104 (gene cep104). The record is from RefSeq and is a predicted model, not a curated record. Gene Ontology annotation, cellular component: cilium. NCBI's taxonomy places the organism in Eukaryota, Metazoa, Echinodermata, Asteroidea, Valvatida, Acanthasteridae.